Messenger RNA from Drosophila takahashii, 876 nucleotides. RefSeq names its product collagen alpha-2(IV) chain. Lineage: Eukaryota; Metazoa; Arthropoda; Insecta; Diptera; Drosophilidae. The record is from RefSeq and is a predicted model, not a curated record.
CGGCCUCGGCAUAAAAGGGGAUUUCGUCGAGCCGGAAGCAAACAGUCGCAUCCAGAGAUUGCUACCGAAAUGACCAAGUUUGUUGCGAAGAAAGCCCUCCUGCUGCUUUCCCUGCUCCUUUUGGGCAAUGUGGAAGCGAGGCCGCAGGAUCAGGAUCAGCGAGUUCGAAAGGAGCGCCAGCUGAAGAUGGCUGCCUCAGCGGAUCCGGAUGUAAAGAUGGUAGCGAAUGUUACUCCGACGGCAGGAUCUCAGCCCAUGACGAUGACCAUGGGCAUGCCGAUGAACCAGAUGGCCCUGAGUUCGGUGGGCGGCCAGUUGGUGAGGUAUCCCAACUAUCCUGGCCUCAUAUAUCCCGGAAUUGCCCCGCAACCUGGCCUAAAUGGCAUUCCCGGCCUGCAGACGAACAUAGCCAACAACUAUCCCGGGUAUCCGGAUCCCAAUUUGGCAGGAUCAGCUCCUGGCUACGGCUCCUUUGGAUCCUUUGGCUAUCCCGGCGUGCCGUCCAUGUACGGCAGCUCACCGUUGUAUCCCAAUCCCCAGCUGCCCAAUGGAUUUGUGCCCAAUCCUGCCGUGGAUAACUUUCAGUCGCUGAACAGCAUUGUCAACAUGGCCAAUGUUCAGGGAUUGCAGAGUGGAAACACUGGACUCUAUCCUGCCCCUCAGGGUGGCUUCGGUGGCUUCAGUUCAGGUCCAUAUCCAGCACCCCAGGGAUUUGGUGGAGCCACCACCGGACUGUAUCCAGUGCCGCAGGUCAACAUGCAGGGAUUGUAUCCACCACCCGGUGGUUUUCUGGAGCGCAUGAACAUGCAGGCCUACGCCCCAGGCUUCUAAAUGGGUUGCGAAGCUCUCUAUUAAUAAUAAGAUAAUUUAUUCUAU